CCGCCACAGCGCCUGUGCCCGCGUUGUGAUGGCCUGGUCGCCACUCCUGCCGUUCCUGCCGGUGCUGCUGCUCCAGGUCCCCGCGGCGGCGCGCGCGUCUCCACUGGACACACUCCCGGAGCGGGCAGCCCCCUGCGAGGCUGGUAACCUGUGCCCACAAGUGCCCCUUGGAAAGUCCCAUGCACCACCUGUCAACGUGAGCUUAUACUAUGAGUCUCUGUGCCCUGGCUGCCGAGGGUUCCUGGUUCGAGAGCUGUUCCCAACGUGGCUGAUGGUCCUGGAGAUCCUCAAUGUCACGCUGGUGCCCUAUGGAAACGCCAAGGAGCAGAAUGUCAGUGGCAAGUGGGAGUUUGAAUGCCAGCACGGGGAGGAGGAGUGCAAGUUUAACAAGGUGGAGGCCUGCCUGUUGGACCAGCUAGAGUGGAAUUUAGCCUUCCUAACCAUUGUCUGCUUAGAGGAAAUGGAUGACAUGGAGAACAAUCUGAAGCCAUGCCUGCAGAUCUAUGCACCAAAGGUGUCCCCAGACGCCAUCAUGGAGUGUGCAAUGGGGGACCGUGGCACACAGCUCUUGCACAUGAACGCCCAACUUACAGAUGCUCUGGAGCCACCCCACCAGUAUGUGCCUUGGGUCGUCGUCAAUGGGAAACCCUUGGAAGACAUGAGCCAGCUUCUAUCCGUCGUGUGCCAGUUGUACCAGGGUAAGAAACCAGAUGUCUGCCCAUUCAUGGCCAGCUCCUACAGGGAUGUCUGCCUCAAGUGAUAGCCACUGCCCUUGGAGGGAGCUGAUGGAGGAGGAAUGAGCUCCAACCUGCCUUCAUUUUCCUGAUCCUUGACUCAGCAGCUAUGGCUCUCAUCAUCCAGAUAACUUACACAUUCCAUGAAGUUCAGACUCAAUAUUUUGUCCCAAGAUCAAGAAGUUUACCCCACUGAGAAUGGUGCUGCGUUGAAAGUAGUUUAAUAAACGCUUCUACAUGUUAUGACACCAUCCCUCCAUUUCCCCCAUCCACCCACCCCAGCCCGUGCCAACUGCUGUUCUUUUGUUUCUAUGAGUUGUACUUUUUUAGAUUCCACAUAUAAGUAAGAUCAUACAAUAUUUGU
Molecule: messenger RNA, 1098 nt
Organism: Molossus molossus (Pallas's mastiff bat)
Lineage: Eukaryota; Metazoa; Chordata; Mammalia; Chiroptera; Molossidae
Gene: IFI30
Product: IFI30 lysosomal thiol reductase
Exons: 7
Coding region: 29-760 (243 amino acids)
Cellular component (GO): lysosome
Molecular function (GO): oxidoreductase activity, acting on a sulfur group of donors, disulfide as acceptor
Source: RefSeq, a predicted model, not a curated record